Molecule: messenger RNA, 590 nt
Organism: Mauremys mutica (yellowpond turtle)
Lineage: Eukaryota; Metazoa; Chordata; Testudines; Geoemydidae
Product: teneurin-3-like
Exons: 4
Biological process (GO): signal transduction; heterophilic cell-cell adhesion; neuron development
Cellular component (GO): membrane; neuron projection
Molecular function (GO): protein homodimerization activity; cell adhesion molecule binding; protein heterodimerization activity
Source: RefSeq, a predicted model, not a curated record
UUAGUGAUUUUGGGAUGCCUGGGACUGGCACAGCACACUGUGAUAAUGAUAACGCUAUAAUUGGCUUCAUAGCAGUCCACUGUGCACAAGAUCCUGGGUUUCCAGUUUCCAAACCUGAUAUCUCCCAGCUGGGCAGAGCUGUUAUCCCCAGAUCUCCAGGGCUCAGAGGAAAGAGAGAGCCCGAGAGACAUCUACACAGGCAUUUCUUAUUCAGAACAGGAACAGGGACAACACCACUGUUCAGUACUGCAACACAGGGUUACACGAUGGAAUCUGGCUCUGUUUCUCCCCCUCCUACUCAGCCAGUACCUAGAAAUACACUAUCAAGAAGUGCUUUUAAAUUCAAGAAGUCUUCAGAGUGUUGCAGCUGGAAAGUAAAAUUAGGGGGAUUUGCACAAGAAAACAACACUAUAGAUUCUGGAGAACUCGAUAUAGGCCAAAGAGCAAUACAAGAGGUUCCUCCGGGGAUCUUCUGGAGAUCACAGAUCUUCAUUGAUCAGCCACAGUUUCUAAGAUUCAAUAUCUCCCUUCAGAAAGAUGCAUUGAUUGGCGUAUAUGGCCAAAAGAGCUUACCCCCAUCACAUACCCAG